Molecule: messenger RNA, 6034 nt
Organism: Erythranthe guttata (spotted monkey flower)
Lineage: Eukaryota; Viridiplantae; Streptophyta; Magnoliopsida; Lamiales; Phrymaceae
Source: RefSeq, a predicted model, not a curated record
AUGGAGGAGCAAAUGGCGAUCUUGACAAAGGCCAUUGAAGGGUUAACAAAGCACAUUCAAGAACAAGACUCCCAAAUCGCGAUGUUGCGGGACAAGGUUGACGGUAGUCACGACAUGGGAAAACAAGGCGAAAAUCACACCGAAGCUGAAACUUCUGCAAGGCGACAUCCAAUCGAAAGGGAGAAGAGCCCGGCUGAAGAAUUCCAGGUUUCGUCAGAGGGGUUGAUUCCUAUAGACCAAUUGAAGGAGUUCAUCAUGGGGACUAUCAAAGACAAAUUCAAUGAGGGUUCAAAAUCGUCAUCAACAUAUACCAAGCCAUACACUCUAAGAGUAGACGACUUGAAGAUGCCAAUUGGUUACCAACCCCCGAAAUUUCAGCAAUUUGAUGGCAAGGGUAACCCAAAACAGCAUGUGGCACAUUUUGUUGAAACUUGUAACAACGCCGGGACUUUCGGAGACUAUCUCGUUAAACAAUUCGUCCGAUCGUUGAAGGGGAAUGCUUUCGAUUGGUAUACGGACCUAGAACCGAACUCAAUUGACAGUUGGAGUCAGAUGGAACAAGAAUUUUUGAAUCGCUUCUACAGCACCCGAAGAACAGUGAGCAUGAUCGAGCUCACAAACUCUCGCCAGUGGAAAGAAGAGGCCGUCAUUGACUAUAUUAACCGCUGGAGGAAUUUAAGCCUGAAUUGCAAGGACCGAUUGUCAGAGGCUUCAGCUAUCGAGAUGUGCAUUCAAGGAAUGCAAUGGGGACUCCGAUAUAUCCUGCAAGGGAUUCAACCUAAGAGUUUUGAAGAGUUGGCCACUAGAGCGCACGAUAUGGAGUUGAGCAUUAUGGCUAGUGGAGUUGAGGGACCACCAGUUCAAGAGCCUCGACAGUCGAAAGAAAAACAGGACUUUCGGAAGGUGGGUAGAGUUUUCUCUAAGACCUCAAGCAAAGAAUCUUUGGCAGUGAAUGCGACCCCUAUCAAAUUUCAAGGAAAAGUGAACGGAAACAAUGAGGAAAAACAAGAUUUUUCCCAAGAAAGAAGAAGACUUACUCUAAAAGAAAUGCAAGCAAGGGAAUAUCCAUUCCUCGACACUGAUGUGGCUGGAAUAUUUGACGAUUUGCUAAGUUUAAAACUUAUCGAAUUGCCUGAAAUGAAGCGCCCCGAAGAAGCUAACAAAACCGAUGACCCAAAAUACUGCAAGUAUCAUCGGUUGGUCGGGCACGCAAUUCAUGAUUGCUUCGUAUUCAAAGACAAAAUUAUGCAGCUAACUCGCCAAGGAAAGAUAUCACUUGAAGAGAUCAGCGCCAAUACAAAUUUUAUCGUCAGCAGUUUUGAGUCCCUUGACAUGACGACAACAAACGUACACGAAGGAGAUGAUGAUCAUGUUAACAUCUCAUGCAACACGAUAAUUGAAAAGGAGAUCGCUGCUAGUGGAACAACUCCGUCUUCAAAUGAGGUUUGUACCGUGAUUGUUAAAUGCAUGUCAACAAUGACUUUCGCUGAUGAAGAUUUACUUCUUGGUUCCAAACCACACAAUAGGCCAUUGUUUGUUGCCGGCUAUGCUCGUGAGCAGAAGGUGAAUAGAAUUUUAAUCGAUGGAGGUUCUGCAGUCAAUAUUUUGCCGUUGCAUACUUUAAAGGAAUUGGGGAUCUCCACGGAGGAGCUCAAAACUAGUCGCUUGAUGAUCCAAGGAUUUAAUCAAGAAGGACAAAGGGCCCUUGGUAUCAUAAGGAUAGAGUUGUUAAUGGAUGAUAUGUUGUCCACCGCACUGUUCCAUGUCAUUGAUGCAAGAACCUCAUAUCGCAUGCUUCUCGGGCGACCUUGGAUACAUGAAAAUAGUGUGGUUCCUUCUUCUUGGCACCAAUGUUUCAAGUACUGUCGAGACGGAGUAGUUAAAACAAUACUCGCCGAUGAUAAACCGUUCACCGAGGCAGAAGCCCACUUUGCCGAUGCUAAGUACUAUCUUGAUGAUGAGAAGACGGUAAAGGCCAAAGAAAUUCUACCAGUUGAAGAACCAAAGCGAAGAAAUAAUCAAGACAAGGCUCCUUUAGCGUGUGAGGCUUUGAAAGAUUUGAUGUUUCCCUUAACACCAAUUGACGAGAAGCGAUCAACUUCUCAACCACCUAAAGGAUUUGUUCAUCCCACAGAAGAAACCCAAGAGGAAUGCGAAGAAUUCUCCGAGUCCCAAAUGACAAAAUGCUUUGGCCCAAAUGCUUAUAAACUCUUAGUGAAAGCUGGUUUUAACCCACAUGAAGAUUCUACGCUUGGAAGGCUUCCUGCCGAAGUUGCUGGCGAAAAGGUGCAUGGCCUCAAUACUACUCAAAUAAUGUUGAAAGAAAAAGGACAUGCUAUUCAAAGUCCUCGAGUUGGUCUUGGAUUUGUUCCUCAAAAGCCAAUUCGUAUUGCUAUCAAUAGAGCUACCAGUAAUUACAUAAUCGAAGACGAAUUCUCAUCAACAGACGAUUUUCUUGAAAGUGAGACAAAAGUGAGAAGGACAUCCGUCUUUGAUAGGCUUACACCAUCUGUCUUCGAUAGACUUGCGCCAUCCGUCUUUGAUAGACUUGGACCACUUAGAGAGUGGGGGCAUAAGAAAUGCGACAAACGAGGGUUUGAUAGACUUACGCCAUCCGUUUUUGAUAGGCUUGGACCACUUAGAAAGUGGGGGCAUAACAGAAGCAACAAGCAAGAGUUGGGUGUCUCUAAUACUAAAAUCACCAAAACACGAAGGGUUCGAAGUUCGAUUCCAUCUCGCAUGAAACGACGUACUUAUUUAACCAUAUCAUGUGGUGAAGAGUUGAAGGCUAAAAUACGAACCGUCGUCUUUACAAAAAUCCAAGACGGCGAGGAAGAUGACAGAGAAAGUGUGGCAUCAUCGUAUCAUAUCACUUUAACUGAGAUAGACGUGAUUGAGGAAGAAGACGCUGAAAUUGCUCCACCCGAGCUUGAAGAAGGAGUCAAAGCCACCAUCGAUGAGUUAAAGGAAAUUAAUUUAGGAGAUGCGGAGAAUCCUCGACCAAUCUACAUUAGCGCUUUACUGGCUGUCAAUGAAGAGGAGACUUAUGUUGAAUUGUUGCACGAGUUCAAGGAUGUGUUCGCAUGGUCUUAUAAAGAAAUGCCCGGAUUGGACCCAAAAGUGGCAAUACAUCAUCUCUCCGUGAAGAAAGGAGCUCGCCCUGUGAAGCAAGGCCAACGUAGAUUUAGACCUGAAUUAGUCCCUGCAAUUGAGGCUGAAGUGAACAAACUUAUUGAAGUUGGUUUCAUUCGAGAAGUCAAGUACCCAACAUGGAUUUCAAGUAUCGUCCCUGUUAGAAAGAAGAAUGGACAAAUUCGUGUGUGUGUUGACUUUAGAGAUUUGAACGAAGCAUGCCCUAAGGACGACUUUCCAAUGCCAAUAGCCGAACUAAUGAUUGAUGCUACUACGGGCCACGAAGCAUUAUCAUUUAUGGAUGGAUCGUCCGGAUACAAUCAAAUACGAAUGGCGCCAAGAGAUGAAGAAUUAACAGCCUUUCGCACUCCUAAGGGCAUCUAUUGCUAUAAAGUGAUGCCAUUUGGCUUGAAAAAUGCCGGUGCUACAUACCAAAGAGCCAUGCAGAAGAUAUUUGAUGACAUGCUCCAUAAAGAUGUUGAAUGUUAUGUGGAUGACUUGGUGGUUAAAUCCAAAAGAAGGGAAGAUCAUCUCCAAAAUUUGAGAAAAGUCUUCGAGCGCUUGAGAAGGUACCAAUUGAAGAUGAAUCCAUUGAAAUGUGCAUUUGGUGUUACUUCGGGAAAGUUUCUUGGAUUCGUAGUUCGUCACCGAGGCAUAGAAAUCGAACAAGCCAAGAUUGAUGCAAUUUUAAAGAUUCGCGAGCCUAGGAACAUUCAUGAGCUCAAAAGUUUGCAAGGAAAGUUGGCAUAUCUAAGAAGGUUCAUUUCAAACUUAGCCGGUCGAUGUCAACCAUUCAGCCGACUUAUGAAGAAAGAUGUUCCCUUUGAAUGGGAUGAAGCUUGCACUAGUGCCUUCGAAAGCAUAAAAUCGUAUUUAACGAAGCCUCCUGUGUUGAUUGCACCAGUGCCCGGACGAUCGUUAAUACUCUAUAUUGCUGCUCAAGAUCGAUCUGUCGGCGCUUUACUAGCCCAGGAGAAUGAUGAUGGAAAAGAGAGCGCCUUAUACUACUUGAGUAGAACAAUGACACCAAAUGAAUUGAACUACUCACCAAUCGAAAAGACAUGCUUAGCGCUCAUUUUUGCAAUUCAAAAGUUGAAGCAUUAUUUUCAAGCACAUGUUGUUCGUCUGAUCUCAAGGAUGAAUCCUCUAAAGUAUGUCAUGUCAAAACCCGUCCUAUCCGACAGACUCGCAAGGUGGUACCUGCAAUUGCAGCAAUUUGACAUAACAUAUAUUCCACAAAAGGCUGUGAAGGGACAAGUUCUCGCCGAUUUCUUGGCGGAUCACCCUAUCCCUGCAGAGUGGGAGCUAUCCGACGAUUUACCCGAUGAAGAUGUUCUUGUGAUUGAAGUUAGUCCUCCCUGGAAGAUGUACUUUGAUGGAGCUUCACACAGAGAAGGAGCUGGCGCAGGAGUAGUUUUCAUCACACCCAACGGCGAAGUGUUGCCUCACUCUUUUACCUUAACACAAAAUUGCUCUAACAAUGUUGCUGAAUAUCAAGCUCUUAUCCUUGGGCUAGAAAUGGCAGUUGAUAUAAAGCAACUAAAUUUGGAGGUAUAUGGAGACUCCAAGUUGGUGAUCAAUCAAAUACUCGGAUCGUACGAAGUAAAGAAGCUCGAUUUACUCCCUUAUGUGGAUUAUGCUAAAAAACUUAUCGGAUACCUUGGUAAUGUGACGAUAGAGCAUGUGCCAAGAAAAGAUAACAAACAAGCAGAUGCAUUGGCAAAACUUGCUUCUACUUUAGCCAUGCCCGAAGACGGAGCUCGUAUAUCAAUUUUCAAGAGGUGGGUCGUACCACCAAUUUUUGAACACGAAGAAAUUGAAGAAGACGAAACUCGAGUGGUUUACGUGUUUGAAAUCGAGAAAGAAGAUUGGCGUCAAUCGUUUGUGGAUUACUUGAAGUACGAAAAGUUGCCUAAUGAUCCACGUCAAAGGGUUGAUAUUCGACGUCGUGCGGCUCGUUUCAUCUACUAUAAAGAUACACUUUAUAGACGUUCAUUUGAUGGAGUCUUCUUGAGAUGUUUAGGUGAUGACGAAGCCGUUCAAGCCAUAGAAGAAGCUCAUUCCGGAGUUUGCGGCGCCCAUCAGUCAGGACCCAAGCUACAUUUCCGAAUAAAAAGAAUGGGCUAUUAUUGGCCAUCUAUGGUGAAGGACUGCAUGGAGUAUGCCCAAAAAUGCCAACCUUGUCAAUUUCAUGCAAACUUUAUCCAUCAACCUAUGUCAAGCCAUACACACAAAGGAUUGAUGAUCUAAAGAUGCCAAUGAGCUAUAUACCUCCAAAGUUUCAACAAUUUGAUGGCAAAGGCAACCCCAAGCAACAUGUGGCACACUUCGUCGAGACUUGCAAUGAUGUCGGGACGUACGGAGAUCACCUCGUCAAGCAAUUCGUCCGAUCACUCAAAGACAACGCGUUUGAUUGGUACAUUGAUUUGGGGGCAAACUCCAUUGAUAGUUGGAAGCACUUAGAGGAAAAAAUUCUCAACCGCUUUUACAGCACUCGAAGAACAGUCAGCAUGAUUGAGCUCACCAAUUCCCGCCAAUGGAAGAAGGAACAUGUCAUCGACUACAUCAACCGUUGGAGAAACUUGAGUCUUAAUUGCAAUGAUCAACUGCCUGAGACAUCAGCUAUUGAACUGUGCAUCCAAGGAAUGCAAUGGGGACUCCGAUAUAUCCUUCAAGGAAUUCAACCUAAAAGUUUUGAAGAGUUGGCCACUCGAGCACAUGAUAUGGAAUUGAGCAUAACUGCAAAUGAAGUCGAAGAACCUUCAUUCCAAAAGUCGUAUCAGCUCAAAGAAGAACAUGUUGAAGAAGAACAGGAAGAUCAUGAGGAUGGGGGCAAGUCUUUUGAAGAAACAACAUCCUAUGCAAUAUGACAAAUCAAGUGAAACACUCCUUGACACGAGUU